AAAAAGGCAGAUUCGUCGUGUUUUUGUUCAGUGGUUUUUGUCGCAAAGUUGGGAAAACAUUAAAAAGAAAGACGCAAAAAUGGCACAGUACAAAGGCGCAUCAAGGGAAGCUCAUAGAGCAAGAACGCUAGAGAAAAGACGAGAAAGACAGAAAGAAGAGAUGGAGCUUCUAAAGAAUAAAUUGUCAAAGGAUCUGGAAUCUAAAGGGGGAAUCGUAAGAAUGGGAAAUAAAUUUCAGUCGCACUUCGAUGCUGUCGAGCAAGAGCUCAAGUCUAGCACUAUCGGUUUAGUAACUUUGAAUGAAAUGAAGGCAAAGCAAGAGACAAUUGUUCAAGAACAUGAAAAACGAAUAGCAACAGAAACAAAAGAAAGUGAGAGAAGGGAAAGAAAACGAAAGAAACAAGAAGCCAAAGAAAAGGCCAAGCAGUCAUCGACUUUAUCCUUUGAUCUGGAUGAAGAUGUGGAGGAGGAGGAGGUGGCUUUUGAACCACCACCAGCUAGAAAAAUAACAAAGAACCCUGAUGUGGAUACUUCUUUUCUGCCGGACAGAGAAAGGGAGGAACAAGAGAAAAAAGAGAGAGAAAGGCUGCGUCAAGAAUGGGUCGAAACACAAAAGAGAAUCAAAGAGGAAGAGGUAGAAGUUACUUAUAGCUAUUGGGAUGGAUCUGGCCACCGAAAGACCUGUAAGAUGAGGAAAGGAGAUACCAUUCAGAAGUUUUUGCAGAAAUGUCUCUUAGAUUUAAGAAACCAGUUUACUGAACUAAGAGCUGCUGGUGUGGAGCAUCUGAUGUAUGUAAAAGAGGAUCUCAUUAUUCCACACCACUAUACGUUCUACGAUUUUAUUGUGACAAAAGCACGAGGCAAAAGUGGACCAUUAUUUAGUUUUGAUGCCUACGACGAUAUUCGAAUCAAAAGUGACUCCAGAAUCGAAAAAGAUGAGUCUCACGCUGGGAAGGUCGUUUUGCGUAGCUGGUAUGAAAAGCACAAACAUAUAUUCCCAGCUAGUAGAUGGGAGCCGUAUGACCCAGAAAAGAAAUGGGAGAAGUACACGGUGGCUGAUAAAGAAGGCGAAUAGCCAUGCUUGAGACAGAUACUUUGACAGAACAUGGAAUACGUUCCAGCGAAGUUUUCCUCCAAAUUUGUUUCAUGAAUUUUUAUUGUACUAUCACAAACGUAAAAAUAGUAUUGAAACGAAAGUAGUCUUGUAUCGAAUGCCUAAUUGAAGCAUGUCUUUGGAAAAAUAGCUUGUCACGUAUGUAGUUUUCGAGAAUUAAGUAUUAAUUUGGUAGCAUACCUUUUUCAAAAUCUGA
Messenger RNA from Rhopilema esculentum, 1310 nucleotides. RefSeq names its product protein FAM50A. Lineage: Eukaryota; Metazoa; Cnidaria; Scyphozoa; Rhizostomeae; Rhizostomatidae. Gene Ontology annotation, biological process: chromatin organization. The record is from RefSeq and is a predicted model, not a curated record. Gene Ontology annotation, cellular component: nucleus.